AUGGGCAUACCCGCUGGUUCGAAGGGUGACUCCCCUCCUAGCAGUCUGCAGGCCAAUAUCCCCGGUCAUUUGGAUGUUUUUUGCUUGAAACUUAUUCCUUCCCAUAUGCUAGAGCCUCCCAGUAGCUCUGCUUACAUGGACCUCCAGGCUCCCUUUGUGGCUUUGGUUCUCCAGCCAAGUGCUUGGGCUUUUGCUACUUCUUAUUCUGAUUGUAGGGGCUUUCUAAGACAACAAGUUAAUUCAUCAAACAAAUGGGCUAACCUUAUCAAGUGUUGGGCUAUUUUGGUUAAGUUAAUGGGAUAUUUUGGCUGA
Molecule: messenger RNA, 312 nt
Organism: Prunus armeniaca (apricot)
Lineage: Eukaryota; Viridiplantae; Streptophyta; Magnoliopsida; Rosales; Rosaceae
Source: the annotation of a GenBank genome assembly